Molecule: messenger RNA, 1176 nt
Organism: Rhinocladiella mackenziei CBS 650.93
Lineage: Eukaryota; Fungi; Ascomycota; Eurotiomycetes; Chaetothyriales; Herpotrichiellaceae
Exons: 3
Coding region: 1-1176 (391 amino acids)
Molecular function (GO): hydrolase activity
Source: RefSeq, a predicted model, not a curated record
AUGAUUCUAGGACCAAUCAAUGGAAUCGACUGUGUGGCAUUUGUUGUCUUUCUCAUUCCUCAACUACUUUACCAGGCAGACAUUCUUUUAGUGGCGACCGUGUCGCUCAGAGUAAUACCAUUUCUGGUCCUUCAACUUCCAUACCAGCUUGUACGUGAACGAUAUUUCACUAAGAGAGACCAACGAUCGCCCUUUACUCAACACGCCACCAUCUUUCAGGACAUAGUUGUCCGCUGUGUUCGAUACGCCUUUGCCAACAUCCCAGCGAGCGUGGGAAGAGUGUUCUUUUCCAAAUGGGUCGCCCAUCCCUUCUUCCGAUUCCGUCUGCUCCGGCACGGUUAUUUACGCUGCCCCAUGUUUUACCGGGAGGUUAUUAGACAUGGUGCGAAAGGUCUUUGGAUAGUUGAUGACCCGAGUUUGGAACCUGACAUCGUCAUUUACUAUUCUCAUGGAGGUGGGUUUUCCAUGGGUUCAGCGUAUUUCUACAUCGAGUUUCUCAUGGCCUGGGUAACUCGACUGAGGGACAGUGGAUUCCGCAACCCGGCUGUUUUUGCUUUGGAGUACGCUCUCGUCCCAGAGGCUCGGUGGCCAACGCAAUUCAAUGAAACUCGCGCUGGGUACACUUUUCUGCGAGAAACAUUUGGAGACGGUUCGGCAGCCAAGAUCUGUGUUAGUGGAGAUUCAGCAGGGGCCACGUUAAUUUUGAGUAUGUUGCUUCAACAGGAACCCCAUUUUCAAUCACUGCAUCGCCCAGGUCUGGCCAUAUUGCUCUCUCCCUGGACACAUCUCAUUUCGGACUUGAACCAGAACACGCCGAGUGACUAUCUGGAUAAAAACAGCCUGCAUCGGUAUGCAGAUCAAUAUGCAGGUGAAGCCGUGAAGUCCGACGAAGUGAUUUCGCCAGGAUUGAACACGGUGCACUGGAAACAGGCGUCACCAUUGAACGGCUAUCGAGUAUUGUACGGAGCGGAAGAAGUGUUUCGUCCUGGCAUCGAAGAAAUGAUCCAUCAUAUGAAGAACAACGGGGCUGUGGUGAAAACUCACCGGCGGGAAGCAGGCCUUCACGUCUGGCCGGUGGUGAACUUGUUCUUGGGCGAGAGCUCGGAAGAGCGACUGCAAGGAUUGGAUAUUAUGACGGAAUUCAUCAUGUCUUCGAGUCUGGCUUCAAAGGUGUAG